GAGAGGGAAUCCCAGGGAAGGGGUUAGAAAUAUCGCGUUGCUGCUGUCGCCCCGUCCAGUCACCGGGUUCAUAGGAAGUGAAGGUUGAGGAGCGACGGAUUGAUGAAUGAAUCGGAUAAGAGUUUCAACUUUAUGUGCUUUUGUGGAAGAGGGACGACAGGAAGGACGGCGCUCUCCUCUCCCCCGGUGAUGUGUACGGGACCAGACAGGUUCCUCCGCGGCGAAUCAGCGGCAAUGUCAGUCCGACCGAGGGGCUCAAGGAUGAAGCGCGUCUCCGACCACCGCUGCUCAACUACGGUGCAGUAGUGUGUAAAAUCACCGCCUGCUUGUUUUCGCCCCGCGCUGAGCUCUGAACACGUUGUCCUUUGUGGCCAAAUGUGGGAAGGAGCUCACGUUUCUUCGGGAGAUUCCUGUGGAACAACAGAAGUUGGUUUCGGCGGAUCCUACAUGUGCAUUGUGUUUGCAGUGACUGCUCGGGCCUCUUGACAGCAUCAAAGCGCACAAACCUCUGGCAAAAUGUCAAGGAUGCUCCGGGAGGGAGCGCAGACCGCAGAGACAGCAGCAUGACUGGCAACCCUGAGACACAGGUCAGAAGUGGAGCUGAGAGAGAAGCGCUGCUGCUGCUGUUUCAGAGACAUUUUUAACCACACAGAAUGGGACUGCUUGACAUUUGUGUGUUUUUCUGGGCUUCUUCGACGUGACACUGUGUGCGCCUUUUUGGCUCCUGUGCGCCAGGACGCUGUUUCUGCUGCUGCUGUGCAGGUCGGGUGUGAACUGGAGCCCCGGUGGAUGCCGCAGCCCUGCCGGGUCAUAAUCACUGAACAGUGAGGGGGGUCAAGAGAUUGUUUUGGUGAGGGGAAACCCCCGCUUCUUCAUUGCACCAUGGAUGACUCGGGGAUAAUCCGGCGCCGGAGGCUGCAGAAGGAUUUGCCACUGCCUCGCAAGAGCAGCAGCUGCCGAACAAGCAACAGGAAAAGUCUGAUCCUGACCACCACCUCCCCCACGCUGCCUCGCCCACACUCCCCUCUUCCUCUCCCUGGACACCUCGGAAGCAGCCCCCUGGACAGCCCACGAAACUUCUCUCCCAGCAACCCUGCACACUUCUCCUUCGCCUCCUCCAGAAGAGCGGACGGACGACGAUGGUCUUUAGCUUCUCUGCCCUCCUCUGGAUAUGGCACCAACACUCCCAGCUCAACGUCCUCCAGCUCCUCUCAGGAGCGACUGCACCAGCUGCCCUUCCAGCCCACCAUGGACGAGCUCCACUUCUUAUCCAAGCACUUUGGCAGCACCGAGAGCAUCACGGAUGAUGAUGGGGGCCGCUGCUCUCCCCACAUGCGCCCGCGCUCCCGCAGCCUCAGCCCAGGACGUUCCUCCUCCUGCUAUGAUAAUGAGAUAGUCAUGAUGAACCAUGUGUACAAAGAGCGCUUUCCAAAGGCCACGGCACAGAUGGAGGGGAGGCUGGCCGAGUUCAUCCAGGCUUUCUCUCCUGAAAAUGUUCUUCCACUGGCCGAUGGAGUCCUCAGCUUCAUUCACCACCAGAUCACUGAGCUGUCCAGAGACUGCCUGGCCAAGUCCCGAGAGGGCCUCAUCACGUCUGUUUACUUCUUUGAGCUGCAGGAGAACCUGGAGAAGCUCCUUCAGGAUGCCUUCGAGCGCUCAGAAAGCUCCGAGGUAGCCUUCGUCACAGAGUUGGCGAAGAAGCUUCUCAUCAUCAUCUCCCGACCUGCCAGGCUUCUGGAGUGUCUGGAGUUUAACCCCGAGGAGUUCUACCAUCUGCUGGAGGCCGCGGAGGAUCACGCCAAGGAGGGUCACCUGAUGAAAACGGACAUUCCUCGUUACAUCAUCAGCCAGCUGGGGCUGACUAGAGACCCUAUUGAAGAGAUGGUAAACCUCGACAGUUACGACAGUGAGGGACCGCUGACACCUGAAACAGAUGACUCAGCAGAGGGUAAGAUUAAAGCAAUGAAACCACCAGGAGAAGCAGACUUCCAGACCAUCAAGCUGAUCAGUAACGGAGCGUACGGCGCUGUGUACCUGGUGCGUCAUCUGGAGACACGCCAGCGAUUUGCUAUGAAGAAGAUCAAUAAGCAGAACCUGAUCCUGAGGAACCAGAUCCAGCAGGCCUUUGUGGAGAGAGACAUCCUCACCUUCGCAGAGAAUCCCUUUGUCGUCUCCAUGUUCUGCUCCUUCGAAACCCGUCGGCACCUCUGCAUGGUCAUGGAGUAUGUAGAAGGUGGAGACUGUGCUACUCUGCUGAAGAACAUUGGGGCUCUGCCUGUGGAAAUGGCACGCAUGUACUUUGCAGAGACCGUCCUUGCACUGGAGUACUUACACAACUAUGGCAUCGUACACCGUGACCUCAAGCCUGACAACCUCCUGAUUACCUCGAUGGGCCACAUCAAGCUCACAGACUUCGGUCUUUCUAAGAUGGGUCUGAUGAGUCUGACCACCAACUUGUAUGAAGGACACAUAGAGAAGGACACUCGGGAGUUCCUGGAUAAACAGGUGUGUGGAACUCCCGAGUACAUUGCUCCGGAGGUUAUUCUUCGCCAAGGCUAUGGGAAGCCGGUGGACUGGUGGGCUAUGGGCAUCAUCCUGUAUGAGUUCCUGGUGGGCUGUGUGCCUUUCUUUGGAGACACUCCAGAGGAGCUGUUCGGACAGGUCAUCACAGAUGACAUAGUGUGGCCUGAAGGGGAAGAGGCUCUUCCUGUCGAUGCCCAGAACCUGAUCUCCUCCCUUCUGCAGACAAAUCCACUGGUUCGACUGGGAACAGUAGGUGGUGCGUUUGAAGUGAGGCAGCACUCGUUCUUCACAGAGGUGAAUUGGAACAGCCUGCUGAGACAGAAGGCAGAGUUCAUUCCUCACCUGGAGUCUGAGGAAGACACCAGUUAUUUUGACACCCGAUCUGAGCGCUACCAUCAUGUGCAUUCAUACGAUGAGGACGACACCAACGAUGACGAGCCCGUGGAGAUACAUCGCUUCUCAUCCUGCUCCCCUCGCUUCAGCAAGGUGUACAGCAGUAUGGAGCAGCUGUCCCAGCUGGAGCAUAAAGUCCCUGGCGUGACUCUACGGGAGCACAAGGUCCCCAGGGAGGAUCGAGUGGCCAAGAGAGAAAGUCUGGGGAGCCUCACCCUCAGGGACAAGAGCUGGAGGACUGGAUCGCCUGAGAUGAAGCGCUUAUCCUGCUCUGAGUCCUCCUUUAUGGAGAGCGACUCCAGCCCACCGUCUGGAGCCCGAAGACGCUUCUCCGCCCUCAUGGACACACACCGCCUGGCCUCCCCCCUGGAGGUUGACUCUGAGCUGCCUGUCCCCAGCAGGCAGCCUGCAGUGAAGGCCAGAGGGACGUCCCUGGAGGGAGCCAUGGCUGCCAUCGCCUCUCAAGGGGAUCUGAAAACACUCCUUAAAGACAGCAACGGGGUCGCAACUGGAGACAAGCUGUUGAGACCUGCUGAUGCAUCGUUGCCUCUACCAGGCACUGCUUCUGUUCUGGGGCUUCCAGACCCACAGGGUCCCCGCGGGGCCACCACUGACCUGGUGCUGCGGAGGGUUCGCCACCAGCAGCUCUCAGCUGAAGGAGAGAAACGCAGCUCACGGCCAGGAUCCAAAGUUAUUAAAUCUGCUUCUGCUACUGCUCUGUCUGUCAUCAUUCCUGCAGUGGAGCAACACGUUGCCUCCCCGCUGGCGAGCCCCAUGUCUCCUCGCUCCCUCUCGUCCAAUCCUUCGUCGCGUGACUCUUCUCCCAGCAGAGACUACUCUCCCAUGGUCAACGUCCUGCAUUCUCCAAUCACCAUCCACCGCUCGGGGAAGAAGUACGGCUUCACUCUGCGAGCCAUCAGAGUCUACAUGGGGGACAGUGAUGUUUACAGUGUACAUCACAUGGUCUGGCAUGUGGAGGAAGGCGGUCCCGCCCAGGAAGCUGGACUUAACGCUGGUGACCUCAUCACUCACGUAAACGGGGAGUCAGUCCACGGUCUGGUUCAUACAGAGGUGGUGGAGCUCAUCCUGAAGAGUGGAAACAAGGUGACAGUUACAACAACUCCAUUUGAGAACACCUCUAUAAAAGUGGGUCCUGCCCGCAAGUCCAGCUAUAAAUCCAAGAUGGCACGACGCAGCAAGAGAGCCGGAGCCAAGGAGGGACAAGAGAAGAAGCGCAGCUCCCUGUUCAGGAAAAUCACCAAGCAGUCCAACCUGCUCCACACCAGCCGGAGCCUCUCCUCUUUAAAUCGCUCUCUUUCAUCUGGUGACAGUCUCCCAGGCUCCCCCACCCACAGCCUCUCCGCCCGCUCACCCACUCAGAGUUACCGCUCCGCUCUGACUGAAUCCACCUACCUGGGCACCUCCUCCCAGAGCAGCUCUCCAGCAUCCAGCACUCCCAACUCCCCCGCAGCCUCUCACCACAUGAGGCCCAGCUCCCUGCACGGCCUGUCCCCCAAACUCCACCGCCAGUACCGCUCUGCACGCUGCAAAUCUGCCGGCAACAUCCCUCUGUCUCCCCUGGCUCACACCCCCUCCCCCACCACCUCCUCUCCCCCGCCUCUCUCCGGCCACACAGUCGGAAGCUCCAACACCACACAGAUGUUUCCCGCCAAGCUGCACUCCUCGCCUCCUGUCGCCCGCCCUCGUCCCAAAAGUGCAGAGCCGCCCAGGUCCCCCCUGCUGCAGCGGGUGCAGUCGGCAGAAAAGCUAGGGGCUCCGAUGCUGCCUUCCUCGUCUUCAUCAUCAUCGUCACCCUCUCCUCUGACAGGCGGGGUGUCGUUACGCAAGCAUAGCCUGGAGGUGUCGCACGGGGACUACAGGAGAGAGUCCUUCCACUGUGAGCACAGCCUGCAAAGUCUGCUGGAGAUGGAAGGAGAGAAUGGACCUGCUCCCCCGUCUCCUUCAUCAUCCUCCUCCCCCUCUCCCCCCAUGGGAGGGGAGAUUGGAGGUUUGAAGCCAGUACGGAAGCUGGGGAGGCAGGAGUCACCACUGAGCCGCGACACUCUGCUCACAUCAAGAGAGAAGGAUACCCAGACCACAGCGUCUGAGCUCAGCGGGUCGCAAACCCAGAGCCUCGUUACUAAAGCUGAGUCCAAGAGCGAUGUUGUUGAUAAGGCUUUAACCUCUGCUGAGGUUCUGAAGAAUAACGUGAGUCCAGCUCUGGUUUCAUCCAGUACAGAGGCCAAGCCCUGCCCAGGAGACAAACCUCAGAAAGUAAGUACUUCAGCUUCUGAGGCGACUGUCUCCAAGAGUAAACUCAGUGAGAAAAUGUCAUCAAAGAGCCCGCAACAACAAGACGGUAAGCAGCAGGGUGCACAGACAGACAGCGCACCUGCAACUAAAGCUCAGGAGAAGAUUGAGGAGAAGGUGAAAGGCACUGCAGCGACAGAGAAAGGAAGCGUACAGAAAGUAUCUGCAGAGUCAAAGCCACGUAAAGGCGCAGAGACCGCAGAGAAAGGAGGCGUAGAUAAAGCAACUGAGACGACCAAAGUCAAAGGACCGGCGCCCCCGGUUCCCACCCAGGCUCAAACCCACUCUGCAGCUCAUGCGCCCGCACCCACUGCUGCCAGAUCCAAAAUCGAGAAAGUAUCGCACAGUUACCGCGGGGUCAAGGAAGAGAGGGCGCACCUGGAGGUCCUGGAAGAGAACCCCAUAUCACCCUCCUCUAACGCAGCCUCGCCCUGCUCGAGCAAGUCUCGCCCGAUGUCUCCGGGGGAUAAAGCCAGCUUCGUCACCCAGCUCACGAGCGUGGCCAAAACAGUGCUCGGGCCAAUGAAGGUGGGGUCACAAGAGGCCGCCAAGGGUAAAGACACCUCCAAGUCAGGUGAGGAGAGGCGAGGAAACACAGCAGGAAAACCAGAGGCUUCGUCCGGUGGCGGCCGACGGGGCGCUCCAACUGCAGCGGCUGGCACAGUCCACUCUGAUAAAGGGAACAGUCGCAGCUCCAAGCAUCACUCGUGAUGAGAAUGAGUCAGACUCUCCCAUGUAAUGCCUUUUACUGUAGCAUCACACUGACAUAUCAUGAAUUAACAUGACUGUGAACGGAGGGGAGAUGUAAAUGCCUGAAGAAAUAACACCAAAUAGAUGACAACGUGACAUGUAGACACGCGAGAUGUGAACAUCCACCAUGUUGGAAUAUGUGCACACAUGGUAUCAUAAUGUAGGCCCGUGUAUGUACUGUAUGUUCAAUGUGUUGUAUAUAGGAGAAAAAAAUGCAUAUGUCUUAAUGCAUGUCCGACACUGUACAUGGAAAAUGAAAGAAUAUUUAAAAAGAUGAGAAAUAUAAAGCAGACCUUAAGGUGGUGAACACUGUGAACAACUUUUCAACAGGCAAACUGUGUGUAAACAAGCAGGUUUCUGUUAUGAAUGGGCAUUACUUGCAUUUCAGAUCAGCUCCAGUGCCAUCGUUCAGUUCACUUCAAAUUGUACUUCCUGUGUUUUGGUUACUAAAAGAGUUCAGGCUCGUAAAAAGUCGUCAAGAAUACAAACAUACUGAAAACUGGACCAAGAGCCCAGUCGACAGAAUAAAUGCUGGCACUGUACGUUUCUGCAAGUCAUUAUGUAGUGGAACUUUCAUUUCAACAACGUUUUGGCUAAUGUUUGUUCAGAUUUAGGCACAAAAACCACUUGAUUAUGUUUAGAUAAUGGCUAAAAAUAGCUUUGGUGGCACAAUCCCAGCUGCACACGUGAUGUCUUGUUAAAAAAACACCUUGUCAUGCCACAAUCCCUGCAGGAAGCACACCGACACGUUGUUACAAAACACCCAUGUUUGGAGCCCAUUAAGUUUAAAGCCUAAAAAGCCAAAUAAAACACAGUGACAGGUUGCUACAAAACACCCUCGUUUGGAGUGUUAAAAGCUGAUGGGAACACACCGACAGUUAGCUACAAAUCGCCCAUGUUUAAAGCCUUAUACGUUUGGAGCUUAAAAAGCUAAUGGAAACACACUGACAGGUAAUUUCAAAACACCCUUGUAUUUCUUGCCUAAAAAGCCAAAGGAAACACUCUGACCGGUUGCUACAAAUCACCAACAUUUGGAGCCUUAAAAGCCAAUUGAAACACAGCAACAGGUCACUACAAAACACCCAUGUUUGGCGCCAAAAAAACGGAUUGAAACACAUUGACAGGUCGCUACAAGCACCCACAUUUACGUUUGCAGCCUAAAAGCCAAUUGAAACACAGCAACAGUCAUAAAAACCAACAGAACACAGCGACAGGUUGCUACAAAACACCCAUGUUUGGAGCCUAAAAAGCUGAUGGAAACACAGCGAGAGGUUGCUACCAAACACUCAAACAUUUGGAGCUUAAAGAACCAAUGGAAACACAGCGAGAGGUUGCUACCAAACACUCAAACAUUUGGAGCUUAAAGAACCAAUGGAAACACAGCAAGAGGUUGCUACCAAACAUCUCCUUAUAGAGCCUAAAAAGCCAAUUGAAACACAGUAACAGGUCGCUACAAAACACCCUCGUUUGGAGCCUAAAAGCCGAUGGAAACAGACUGAUAGGUAGCUACAAAACACUCAUGUUUAGAGCCUGAAAAGCCAAUUGAAACACAGAUGUAGGUCCCUACUAAACACCCUUGUUUGGACCCUAAAAAGCUAAAUGAAAGACAUUGACAAGUUGCUACAAAACACACAAACAUUUGGUGACUGCAAAGCUGAUGGACUCACACUGACAGUAGCUACAAAACACAGUUUGGAGCCUAAUACACCGCUGGAAACACAGUAUUGACUUGCUAAAACUUGUUGUUUGUUGGUCUUGUGGAGUGGUCUGCAGCUUGGCAGGCACAUCACCGAGGUGUCAUGCCAUCCACCAAUUCAUGUUGAUAUACAUAUGAAACCUAUAAAUAUAUUGGUAGUUUGCAGAAACAUACAGUGCCAACAUUUCCUUCUGGUGACCGGGCUGCCAAGAGACCAAAAUGCUUGCACUGAUGGAAUUCGGUGAAUCAGCUGACGUGCUUCAGAUCUGUUAAAGGGCUGAAUCUGAGUGGAAUAGAAAGAGGUAGAUUAGACGAACAUGCACAGGGACACUAUGCAAUGUGCUAAUAAUGCCACUUUUCUUUUGUCUGUUUGUUUUUGGUGUCCCCAGUUACUGAGUUUACAUUGUGCUCCAGGCAGGAAGAGAAGACGGAGGAAAGCGUUGCAAUAAGCCGAGCAAACACAUUUUGUUUUAAAUGUCGUCUCCACUGAUCGUAGUGAAAUGUGCAAUUGUAUAGUUAAGGCUGUUAAGUGAAAACUUCACCUGCAGAAUCACCAUGUGUUGAUCAGUUACUCUCCUUGUGCUACCUUGACUUCGUGAAGAAAACCUCUGCCUAUGAGCUUAAGCAGAGUUCAAACACAUGCAUGAGACUGAACUGACGUGUUUUAAAUAGUGAGGUUUGCACGUGUUGCACGUGUUUGGGAAACGCUGAGGAUGUGACCGGAUAAAUGAGACUCGGAUUGUACUGCAUGAGUUCGAUGAAAGAAACAGAUGGUUUGAUUUAGUUUUGCUGUUGUUAAACAGGGUCUGUGUUCACUUCAGUUCAUGCAAGAAAAAGAAAGUUUUCUUCAGGAAUUCAAGGUUAUCAUGCAGUGUUGGUUUUGUCUGCAAUUUUUCAUUUUUAAGUAAUUCAAGCCAUGACUAAAUUAAAAUUAGCUAAAUUAAAUCGGGCAGCGAGGUGGCGUAAUGGUUAGCACGAGGGUUCCUGGUUUGAACCCAGGGUGGGGGAGCCCUUCUGUGCAGAGUUUGCAUGUUCUCCCCAUGUC
Molecule: messenger RNA, 8717 nt
Organism: Epinephelus lanceolatus (giant grouper)
Lineage: Eukaryota; Metazoa; Chordata; Actinopteri; Perciformes; Serranidae
Product: microtubule-associated serine/threonine-protein kinase 1-like
Biological process (GO): intracellular signal transduction; cytoskeleton organization; peptidyl-serine phosphorylation
Molecular function (GO): protein binding; magnesium ion binding; ATP binding
Source: RefSeq, a predicted model, not a curated record